Molecule: messenger RNA, 2169 nt
Organism: Metschnikowia bicuspidata var. bicuspidata NRRL YB-4993
Lineage: Eukaryota; Fungi; Ascomycota; Pichiomycetes; Serinales; Metschnikowiaceae
Gene: MID1
Product: Mid1p
Exons: 1
Coding region: 197-1753 (518 amino acids)
Biological process (GO): calcium ion import across plasma membrane
Molecular function (GO): calcium channel activity
Source: RefSeq, a predicted model, not a curated record
CAAGGCGUUCUGGGUGCAAACAGUUGAUGAAUGCGGGCCUCUGCGGGCGCGCCAGGAAGGCACUGGAGGCUUGCAUACAUGUCAACGACAGGCCAAACCUGGCAAUUUGACUCAUCGAAACACUCAAGAGUCUAAUUUCCGGAAAGGUGCAAGAGAUGUUCCAAUGAGGCCCAUACAUUUUUUUGUAUGCCUUUUUAUGGUGCCGCUAAUAGCAGCGACGCUCGACUUUCAGGAAGGCUGGCUGGUGGAGCCCAUGCGGAGAUUGGAUGAUGAGAUCAUCGACCCUUUUCAUGAGCGAACCGUGAUCCCCGCCAGAUCGGUUUCAAAAUAUGAGGACGACUCAGAGGGUCUAACAGAGUACGCACCAAUCCACAGCAGUAUUCUUCAAAGUGAAAUUCAGUACUACUCGUUCAGUGUCAACUCCUCAACAGGUUUAGGAGAAUACUACGAGUACUUGGUUUUCAUGACCGGGAACAUCUGCCUGCAGCCGGACAAUCUCAACUCAAGUGACAAUGACAGUCUAGUAGUAUACUACUCCUUUAACUCGCUGAUUUUGACCAACUUGGAGGAUUCUCUGAUGGGUAAGUUCGAAUAUGGAUAUUUCCAGGCGUUGGCCGAAGUCUCCGUCAGCUCCACAAGCUCCGUACUAUACAUUGUCGUACAAGCGCCGCAAAGCACUAAUCUAACCGACACGUGGUCGUACGAAAUCGGCGUCUCCCAAAACGAUUUGGUGCACCAAUGGGACUCCCGACUGUUUGUGGAGAUAGUCGAUACGGAUGAUCACAGUGCGCUCAUAGUGACGGGAAACUUGACUCUGAUCUCCAGCAAUCACAACGUGUCGCAGUACAAUUCGUCCUUAUCCAACUACGAGCUUUUGGUGUUUCAAAACGAACACAUCGACUACUUUGCCACUCUCAACGAGAGUUGGUGUGCAGUCCGGAAUGGGCCUUCUUUGAUGCUGACAGGAGACUACGUGACAUCUUACACUACACGUGGAGGGAGCUUGCGCCAGCAAUUUUAUGUGCCAGGUCUCAACUCCAGCACGCAGUACAUCGGAUAUCUCCUAUAUGACUCGAACGAUCUGACGGGCUCUCCUCAUGGCGGAGUCUUGUACUCACAUUUCGAGUUCGAAACAAUGAGUGAUGACGCGUGUGCUUUGGUCUAUGAUUUGGAUUUCUGUGAUGAGGUCGCGUACUCCGUGCCGGCGCUGUCGGUUGCGGAGUACAACUCCGCGGAUGCAUUGAAAACGCUUUAUGACGACCAGGCCCGGAGCUUGUUCAGCAACUUUUCAAAGGGUCUUCAGCAGAUUGCAUGCAACACUACCAAAGACGCCAUAUUCACACCUCUAGGGUCGUGUGAGACGUGCAGCGAGCUGUACAAAAACUGGCUUUGUUCCGUGACGAUUCCACGCUGUUCCACAAGAAAUAUAACGGGCUAUCUACAUCGCGAGGCCAACGCGUCACGCAGCACUUUUAUAGACGAGACCGUUAUUCCCGUGACCGACUACUAUGAAGUGCUUCCGUGUGUGAACGUGUGCCAGAUCAUGACACGUGACUGUCCCGCUGAGUUUGGUUUUGCCUGCCCGCAGUCAAACGCCUCGAUUAAGCUUUCUUAUUAUUGGGAUGAUGGCGGCGACUACGCAACAUGCAACUUUGUGGGGGACUGUUCAGCUGUGACGAGCUCGGCCUUUAUAGUGCAAGUGGCGUGGAAACUUCUUCUUGUCAGCAUAGCGUUUAUCACUAUGUCUGUUUAAUGCCAAGAACGAGUGUUGUUUCGAAGGCUCCCGGACAGCCCUAGUCUUGUAUUAGGAACUUAGGAGAAAGGAGGCUGGAUUUCACUCGUUGCGUUAAUAGCGGAUGUUUUGAAAAGAGGCUUUGAGUACUUUUUCCUUCUCUCAUCGGAUGGGGCCAAUAAUUUCAUAGCAGAUCCCCCCCCCCCCACUGUACUUUUGGAACUCGCAGAGCGAAUCGUGCCAGCUACCGGGCUCUAUUGUGGUUCAAACACAAGUGACUUUAAGCGACUACAGAUCCAAGACGCAUCUUCGCUGUGUUUGUUUAUUUAAAUAAGUCUAUAGUAGAAGUGAAACCACUCCACUCUAUUUUUUUGGCGGAGUCCCCAAGCCAUUGAUGUUUCUGUACAUCAUGACUCCAUUAUCGCCCUCGACAAACU